UAGGGCAGAUAAAACGGAUUGUUCAAUAGUUCCGAUAGAGCGAUAGUGAGAUAGAGGUACAUAUAUGUACAUUGUAAAAGUUAUCUGCAUGGUAUGCGCGCAGAAAAAGCAGUUUGUAUGGAAUAAAAACAUUUAAUUGUCGGCAAUAUGAAGUUGGCAUUACGACUGACACUUGCGAUAGUUAUUUCUACAAGUUCACUAAUUUACAUUCUUAUCUACAUUUCGAACAAAUCUACAACUAAACAACGUGUCUUGACACACUUGGUUCACCGAAUUGAUAAGACUAGAGAAAGAGCGAAAUAUGAGACUUUACGUGAAAGUAUGCCCAAAAAGGAUGAAGGUCAAGCUGCUGGAACGGAUGCCAACAAUGGGGCAUUGCCGCUUCCAAAGGCUGAUGCCGAUGUAUACACGCAAGACGUAUUCGAUUACGUCAAUGAAAAUUACAGUGAACGAUAUGACACGCUCCCAAAUGAUAUGCAUAAGCUUGAGACCAGAAAGGAUAGGCUUAACGUCUUUAUAAUACCUCAUUCUCACGUUGACCCCGGGUGGCUGCAGACGGUGGAUGAAUAUUACACAGAGUCAGUGCAUGACAUACUUACAAAUGCUGUACUCGCAUUAACUGACCAUCCGAAAAUGAAGUUUAUGUGGGCAGAAACAGUUUUCCUUAAGAAAUGGUGGGAUGCCUUGACUUUUAACAACAUGGAUGAUGUCAAGGUUAAGUUUCGUAAACUUCUGAAAGAUAAACGUUUUGAGAUUGUGAUGGGAAGUUGGGUCAUGCCAGACGAGGCAAGUACCCAUUAUUAUUCUAUAAUUGACCAAAUGGUGGAAGGUCACCAAUGGUUGGAACACAACCUUGGUGUUAAGCCUCAAUACACGUGGUCCAUAGACCCUUUUGGACAUUCCUCGGCGUUCCCUUUCUUUCUUAAAGCAGCAGGUUUCAGAGGAAUGGCAAUAUCGAGAAUACAUUCGGGGGUGAAACGAAAAUUAGCUCUUGAUAAGAGUCUAGAAUUCCACUGGAGACAAACUUGGGAUCAAAUGGGCCAGCACGACUUGUUCUGUCACGUUCUAGCUGGAAGUACGUAUGUGACUGGAGAUUCUUGUGGUAUAGACCCAAAGGUGUGUCAAGAGUUUGAUUUUUCAGCGGGAGGAACCCCAUGGGGUCAAAACCCGAUCCAAAUCACAAAUUCAACGAUAGCUGAGCAAGCAGAUAUCUUAUACAGGCAAUAUAUGUUAAAGAGUGACUUAUUCCGAACAAGAAAUAUAUUCAACCUUGUUGGGCAUGACUUUAGGUAUCGCAAAAUGGAAAAUUAUGAAGACGUUUUCCGAAAUUUCCAAAGGUUGAUUGAAUACAUGAACAAUAAUGAAACAAUGAACGUUCAUAUUGAAUUUGGCACUCUUGGUGAUUAUUUCAAUAAGGUAGAUGAUGAUCUAGAACAAACUAAAAUGCCUCAUUUAAUUGGGGAUUUCUUUCCAUACGUAAUGUCCACAAGACCGUCUCAAAAUGAUUACUGGACUGGCUAUUUCACUACUCGUCCUUUUGAUAAAUACUUAGGAAGGGAAUUACAGUCAAUGGUAAGGACGGCAGAAAUUCUGAACACAUUCUCUGCUCUGAGAAUCAAGCAACUUAGUGCACCUCAUGAUGAUCAUGAGGCACACGUGAUUGGAUCCCUAAGAGCCUUGGCCAUCGCUCAUGAGGAACUGGGUGUUUAUCAACAUCAUGAUGCAAUUACAGGUACAGAGGUCAGGCACGUAGCAAAGGACUACGAAAAACGUAUGAUGAAAGGACUACAAAGCUGUUACAAUGUCAUUAGAAAAUCGUUUGCUAUUCUUAACCCAGAGACUAAUGGUAUCGCGUUCGAUUUAGAUAACGUGAGAGACGAGGAUGAUAUGCAAAUUGCUAAAGCCAUAAUUGGAAUCACUAAAGAGAGACGUGUGACUGUUUUCAAUCCUAUUGCAAAGAGAGUUCAAACUGUUGCUCGUUUUCUUAUAAUACAUCCUAAUGUUGACGUUUAUGACAUAAAUGGAUAUAAAGUCGACGCCCAGAUCAACCCUGUGUGGCGAGAUAAUGCAGUUUUCAUUGACCGUUAUGAGCUCAUUUUCGGGGUAACCGUUCCAGCAUUUGGAACUAGCACUUACACUCUUAAAGAAAAGAAUGGUGCGGUCAAAUUUGCAGAAAUAUUAACCAGUGAUGUAGAAAGUAAAGUCUUCACGGUAAAACCAUUAGGCAAGAAUGACAUCCAUGUCAUGAACUCAUUCAUGGAGGCUAAAUUUUCAGCUAUAAAUGGUGAUUUGUUAGGAGUCAAACAGGAAGGAGACAAUCAUAAGAUACACACAUCGUUUGUUUCUUACCAUAGCGGCCAAGGAGGAGCAUAUGUAUUUAAACCAAGGGGGAAAUCUGAUCAAAAGCUGUUCAGUUCUCAGAAGCCAAUCGUCAGAGUAAUAAAAGGUGAGAUUGUGACUGAAGUACAUACGUUAUAUGAUGGGCUAUCAAGAGUGGCCAUCAUACACCAUACAGGGGAAGAUAUACAGAGAGCCAUAACAAUACACAACUCUAUCGACAUACGACACUUUCCUGAAAAGGACAGACGGAACAUUGAAGUCAUGAUGGAAAUAAAGUCAAAUGUUUCUAACAAGGAUGGACUAUUUUAUUCUGAUGCAAAUGGACUACAAAUGAGUGAACGAAAGAAUAAUCCUAAAAUUGCUGUCAAUGGAAACUUCUAUCCUAUGACAUCAAUGGUAUACUUAGAAUCUCAAAGGACAAGAUUGACUAUAUCGUCUGCUCAACCAUUAGGGGUUGCCAAUUUGAAAUCAGGGGAAUUGCAGAUAGGGCUCGACAGAAUGACAACAGCGGAUGACGGUAAAGGAAUGAACCAAGCCGUCGACGAUAACAAAGUCACUCUUAGCAGAUUUAUGAUCUAUGUCGAGAAACGGAGAUCUCCACAUGAUCAACGAACUGUAUCGACUCCAAGUGCAGUUGCGAUUUCUCUACAAAAUAUUUUAAAUAAUCCAUUAGUUCAGUUCAUAUAUGAAGAUGAUUCGGGAAGUAAUAGCGAAUUCAAGGACUUUAGUUUAAUUCAAACGCCUCUUCCAUGCCACAUAAACGUUGUCUCAAUAAGAGGUUUAUUUAAUAAAUCUUCCAACCAUUCCACUGUGUCUGAUAUUGGACUGACGCUUCAUGCUCAGGGAUAUGAUAACAACAUAGGUAAUAAAUCAUCAACUAUAUGUAAACAGUAUAGUAACAAAUUCAACAUGGAAAAUAUCUUUGGAAAGACAGCGAAACUAUCUACGAUUAAAGAAACAACGUUAUCAUUCAUGCAUAUCAAGCGUGAUAUUAGUGUAAACGAUAAUUUGGAUAUACGUCCAAUGGAGCUGAAAUCCUUUAAGAUAGCACUGGAAUGAUUUUUUAUAAAAAUGUCGUGUAUCGUAACAGCAUUGCCAAAAGUAAAGGGUGUGUCAGAAAUACCCACUUUGAUUGAGCAAAUGUAUUUAAACCAAGGGGGAAUUCUGAUCAAAAGGUGUGAUACUUUUUUUUACAAUACUCAAUAUGUAGGCAAAAGUAUAUUUACAUAAACAAUUGGAAUGAUAAUUUAAUUUCCAAUGAUUUGGUAUUUUAUUCAUUUGCAUUGGGUACAUGUAUAUCAUUUUACAUGACUGAGGCCAGUGCAUUGCACGCGUAUGCUAAUCUAUUAUAUAUACUUUAUCAUACUUGUACUUUUUAAAUGUGGUUUCUUUUCAGGGUUUGUAACUUGGCUUAGUGGGUGUUUUAUUUUAUUUUGUUAUCAUCUGUAUUAUGGACAAGGGCAAUAUGUCAGUUAUGACUGUAGAAAUUACAUGUAUAUUAUAGAAUUUUUGAGUACAUUGAAAUCGUAGAAAUAAUCAAAAUGUAUCAAAUCCAAUUUAAUUAA
Molecule: messenger RNA, 3905 nt
Organism: Owenia fusiformis
Lineage: Eukaryota; Metazoa; Annelida; Polychaeta; Sabellida; Oweniidae
Source: the annotation of a GenBank genome assembly